CAGUAUUAAGCAGUUGUGUGCCGUCAUUGGUAGUAUUAAUUAUUGCUAUAAUUGCAACAGAAGUGUUAAAAAAAUCUUAUAUAAAAAUUUGUUUUAAAGUUAGUAGGCGAUAUUAUUGAAAUAAAUUGAGACCGUCUAUAAAAUCACUUAACGCGCAUACAACACAGUUAAUAUCUAAUCGAUUGAAAAAGGAGGAUUUUUGAAAAUUAAACCAAAUAAUUUGCCAGUUCUGAAUUUCUGAAUUUUGAAGCUUUAUUUUAAUUAAUCACUUAAAAUAAAGAUUAAUCAUUUAAAAUAAAGAUUGAUUUUUGGCUAUAUAAAAAAAUAAAUAAAAGAACAGAAAAAGCAUUCAUGACACACGUGUAUUAAUUAAUACACGUAUAUUAAUUAAUUUAAUUUAUCUUUCAAUUUAUUUGAUAUAACUAUAUAUUUUUUAUACGUAUAUUAUAAAAUUGGUAUUUUGUGAUAAUGCGUAUAGUGUUAUUUGCGGUCAUCAUCGCUAACAUUGUGUGUGGCUUUGAUGCAUUUUUUGACAAUGUAUUAUUUAGCAGCGAGACUAAAAAAAGUAUAUUUAGUAAUCUAUCUACAGCGAUUGUGACAUAUGUAGAAUUAAAGGAUGUAUCUAGCCUAAAAGAACCAUAUAAAUAUGAUUUGCUAAAUGCGGAAAACAUAAUAUUUAGUAAAACGAGUCUACAAAUAAUAUUGCCUUUACUUAUAAACGGCGCUAGAAAAGGAUCGACAAAGAAUGAAUUGAUGUCUUGUUUGCAGAGUAUUAAUAACGAAAUACCUUUAAACAAGAAAUACAAAUCUGAACUUACUUUCUUAAAUAAUUUCAAAAACGUCGAUUUUCAUAUAGAAAAUGCAAUAUAUGUCCACAAGUCAAUUAAUUUAAGAGCACAUUUUUCAUCAAUAUGCAUAAAUAAAUUUCAUUGUUCAAUUUCAAAAGUAGAUUUCAAAAAUCGCAUGGAAGUUGCAGAAACUAUAAAUUCAUGGGUCCAAGAGACAACAAAUAAUGAAAUAUUACACGCAAUUUCUCCAGUUAAUAUCAACGAGGAUGCAAAAAUUAUAUUAGUAAAUACUGUGUAUCUUAAUACUAGAUUGCCAAACUUAAAAGAAAAAGUAAUGCAACGCAAAUUUCAUGUUUCUCCAUCAAAUUGGUAUUAUGUUCCAACAAUUAAAUUUGAAAAAUCGACAUUUUUUUAUGGCGAAAUACUACAUUUGAAUACCAAAUUUAUUGAAAUUCCAUUUUUGAAUAACAAAAUUUCAAUGAUUAUAUUUUUACCAAAUAAAAACAUGGAACCUGGGAAUUUGGAGUACCUGAUAAAAAUAUUUAGCUAUAAAUAUAAAGAAAUUACAAAUACAUACAUACAGAAAUUUGAGCAAAAUAUGGAAUUAUAUCUACCUAAAUUUACGAUACAAUGUACUGAAGAUAUGACGGAUUUAUUACAUUCGACGGACAUAUUUACGAUGUUUGAAGAUAAGGCAGAUUUUACACGUUUUUCAAAAAUUCCUCUAAAAGUGAACAAUAUCGUUCAAAAAGUUUCCAUGAGGAUUAAGGAAGAAGAUUCGACAAUUCCAGAAGUCAAAAGAAGAGAAAAAAAAUCGGUAGAUUCGCCACAGGAAUUGAUUGUAGAUCGUCCUUUUUUUUACAUAAUCGUAAUAAACGGUAAGUGGAGUUUCGUUGGAGCCGUACGAAAGCCAGACUUUAUAUUAACGAGAGAUGAAUUAUAAAUUUUGUUACAUUCUUAUGUUUAUUGAAAGUUUAUAUCACAUCAUAUA
This is a messenger RNA of Cataglyphis hispanica, 1779 nucleotides long. Its product is annotated as alaserpin-like. The record is from RefSeq and is a predicted model, not a curated record. Lineage: Eukaryota; Metazoa; Arthropoda; Insecta; Hymenoptera; Formicidae. The transcript is spliced from 9 exons. Gene Ontology annotation, molecular function: serine-type endopeptidase inhibitor activity. Bases 469 to 1731 code for a protein of 420 amino acids.